AUGGUGGCCACGGAAGGUCUGCGGGAGAUGGAGGGCAGCGCGCUGCGGCGCCUGGUGUGCCGCGAAGAGGCCGGCGGCGGCGGCGGCAACGGGAGGUGCCUGGUGUUGGACUGCCGUCCGUUCUUGGCUCACAGCGCCGGGCACAUCCGCGGCUCUCUGAACGUGCGGUGCAACACGAUCGUUCGGCGCCGGUCGAAGGGGUCCGUGAGCCUGGAGCAGAUCCUGCCGGCCGAGGGGGACGUGCGAGCGCGGCUGCGCGCGGGGCUCUACGCCGCCGUCGUGGUGUACGACGAGCGCAGCCCGCGCGCGGAGGCCCUGCGCGAGGACAGCACCGUGGCGCUCGUGGUGCGCGCGCUCCGCCGCGACACGGCGCGCGCCGACAUCCGCCUCCUCGCAGGGGGUUACGAGCGCUUCUCCUCGGAGUACCCCGAGUUCUGUGCAAAAACCAAGUCCCUGAGCAAUGUGUCACCCCCCACCAGUGCCGAAACCCUGGAUUUGGGCUGUAGUUCCUGUGGGACCCCCUUUCAUGACCAGGGUGGCCCUGUGGAAAUCCUUCCCUUCCUCUACCUUGGCAGCGCCUACCACGCUGCCCGGCGGGACAUGCUCGAUGCUCUGGGCAUCACAGCCCUCCUGAACGUCUCCUCAGACUGCCCCAACCACUUCGAGGGGCUCUACCAGUACAAGUGUAUCCCGGUGGAGGAUAACCACAAAGCCGACAUCAGCUCCUGGUUCAUGGAGGCAAUUGAGUACAUUGACUCAGUGAAGGAGUGCUGUGGCCGGGUCCUGGUCCACUGCCAGGCUGGUAUCUCCCGCUCAGCCACUAUCUGCCUGGCUUACCUGAUGAUGAAGAAGCGUGUCAAGCUGGAGGAGGCCUUCGAGUUCGUGAAGCAGCGCCGGAGCAUCAUCUCCCCUAACUUCAGCUUCAUGGGGCAGCUGCUGCAGUUCGAGUCGCAGGUGUUGGCCACCUCGUACACAGUGGAAGCCGUCAGCCCCUCUGGGAAGCUGCGGGAGCGGGGCAAGGCCACCUCCACACCCACCUCUCCGUUUGUCUUCAGCUUCCCAGUCUCGGUCGGUGUCCACGCCACCCCCAGCAGCCUCCCCUACCUGCACAGCCCCAUCACCACGUCACCCAGCUGUUAGCUCAGGGGCUGAGGCCAGCCAGGCAGAGGGGGCUGGGCGUGGAGUGGGGCAGGAGGGCAUGGAGCCCUGUGAUGCUAAAGCAAUAGUGCUGGACACUGCCAUUCACCCUGGACUCGAUGUCUUCUUUUCGUAGGGAAAUUUCUUACCUCAUCUUGUUUUUUUUUGCUUUGUAAUUUUAUGUUUUGAAAGCAUGAAAGUUGUAAAAGCCACAAGCCCUGACACCGUCCAGGCUCUUUGGGGAAGGAAAAGAAUGGUAUACUGGGUUUCCUCAAGUGCCUGGCCUUCAUCUCUUUCCAUCCCUAUUUGAUUGUCUUCUUUUUAAAAGAAAGAUACAGCUCCCCUUCUCCCCAUACUUCUGCCCCUAGCUCAUCCGGGUUGAAAAGGGAGCACACCCUCUUUGACUGUGCAGCUGUCUUCCCCCUUGCACAAAGAGACAUGGGUGUGUGUGGUGGGUGCUGCUUACCUGAGCCAGUUACACUGGGUGAGGAGCAGAGCUGCAGGCACGGCCUUGGGGUGAGCAGGAGUGGUGGCACAGUGGUGGCUGCCUGCAGUCAGCCUCAGCCUUGCCAGUUGCCUAUGGAAGUGAUGCAGGAGCUGGGAAAGGCACCAGCUAAACCCAUUCCUGUGGCUGGGAGGGGGGUAGGACAGGGAGAUGCAGUCCUAAAUGACUCUUUUCUUGCCUCUGUGGGUCCCUGGUUCCUACAAAACUGAGGUCCAAUCUCCUGUGGCUUAGAGAAGAGAAGGAAAGGGUGAGGGCAGCAGUCUGGGCUGCUUCUGAUUACUCCCUCUGUUUCCUCCCCACCCAUCCCACCGCUGCUCUUCCAAAAAAGGCAGGAUGGGAUGUGGGUGUAAUGGAAGAGAGAAGCAGCCAGGUGGAAGAAAGGCUGGCCCAGAGACAUCCAUCCAGAAUCUUCAAUCUUCCUCCAGCCCUUCUCCACCUGAGCUGGGUGUUGUUCACCUGUACAACACUGCUGCAGCCUGCGGUCCAAGCCUGGAGAAUGCCUCAUCCUCAACCCACCUGGAGCCGUGUUUCCCCCCAGUCCCAUCCAGCACAUGAGAUGCCUGUGUGGCUGAUGUACAUAUGUAUGGUUUGUUCCCUUUUUAUUUUCUAGAAAUUAACUUUUUAUUUAUUGCCUGAGGGAGGGAGAAAACAAACUGUUUGGAGAAAAUAAAAAUAAACCUGUUUUCAACA
This is a messenger RNA of Pezoporus occidentalis (night parrot), 2332 nucleotides long. RefSeq names its product dual specificity phosphatase 4 (gene DUSP4). Gene Ontology annotation, cellular component: nucleus; cytoplasm. The coding region runs from base 1 to 1140 and encodes 379 amino acids. Gene Ontology annotation, molecular function: MAP kinase tyrosine phosphatase activity; MAP kinase tyrosine/serine/threonine phosphatase activity; protein tyrosine/threonine phosphatase activity. NCBI's taxonomy places the organism in Eukaryota, Metazoa, Chordata, Aves, Psittaciformes, Psittacidae. Gene Ontology annotation, biological process: negative regulation of MAPK cascade; protein dephosphorylation; endoderm formation. The record is from RefSeq and is a predicted model, not a curated record. The transcript has 4 exons.